Necator americanus (New World hookworm) is the source of this 516-nucleotide messenger RNA. RefSeq lists its product as uncharacterized. The coding region runs from base 1 to 516 and encodes 171 amino acids. The record is from RefSeq and is a predicted model, not a curated record. Lineage: Eukaryota; Metazoa; Nematoda; Chromadorea; Rhabditida; Ancylostomatidae. The transcript has a single exon.
AUGGUAGGAGUAUCCCGUUUCACGCAAGUGAGGGACAAGAUUCAAAGUUCUCUCCUCUUGGAUGAAGGACAGCCAUGCAAGCAAGCAAGGUUUCGAAAAGGAUUCAGCUGGGCUGACCACAUUCACACUGUUUCGAAACUCAACGUGGUGUCACGAGAAUGCAAGAUACCGCUCUGUCUCACCUUCAUCGACUUGAAGAAGGCAUUCGACACAGUUGAGACGGAAGCGGUCGUGGAAGCCUUGGACAACCAAGGUGUCCCUACUAAGUACAUAAAGGUGCUUCGAGAGUUGCACAGCAACUUCACGACCGGAAUUUCGCCAUUCUACAAGGAUAUCAUCAUUGACGUGAAGAGAGAGGUCCGUCGGGGUGAUACAAUCUUACUCAAAAUAUUCACGGCCACCCUCGAGAACGCAGUACGAAAAUUGGAAUGGAAGGACAUGGGCCUCGAGAACGCAGUACGAAAAUUGGAAUGGAAGGACAUGGGCCUCGAGAACGCAGUACGAAAACUGGAAUGA